Vollenhovia emeryi is the source of this 1439-nucleotide messenger RNA. It is a transcript of the gene Rpn8, whose product is annotated as 26S proteasome non-ATPase regulatory subunit 7. The transcript has 5 exons. The record is from RefSeq and is a predicted model, not a curated record. Lineage: Eukaryota; Metazoa; Arthropoda; Insecta; Hymenoptera; Formicidae. Gene Ontology annotation, cellular component: proteasome complex; proteasome regulatory particle. The coding region runs from base 57 to 1043 and encodes 328 amino acids. Gene Ontology annotation, molecular function: protein binding; metallopeptidase activity. Gene Ontology annotation, biological process: proteasome-mediated ubiquitin-dependent protein catabolic process.
AUCGGUGGCGGCGGCGGCGGCUAGCCGCUAGGGUAGUGUUAGUAGUGUAGCGGUGUAUGUCGUUUCGAUCUUAUCCAAAAAUGCCGAGUCAAGAAGUCAUGACGACGAAAGUUGUGGUCCACCCGCUUGUGCUGUUGAGCGUGGUGGACCACUUUAAUCGCAUGGGAAAAAUCGGAAACCAAAAGAGAGUGGUCGGCGUGCUCCUGGGCUGCUGGAGGGCCAAGGGGAUCCUGGACGUGUCGAACAGCUUUGCAGUGCCCUUCGACGAGGAUGACAAGGACAAAAGUGUAUGGUUCCUCGACCACGAUUACCUUGAAAAUAUGUACGGAAUGUUCAAGAAAGUUAACGCUCGUGAGAAGGUAGUGGGUUGGUACCACACUGGACCUAAGCUGCACCAGAAUGACGUUGCCAUCAACGAACUGAUAAGAAGAUACUGCCCUAACUCGGUCUUGGUCAUUAUCGACGCGAAGCCCAAGGAUCUCGGACUUCCCACCGAGGCGUAUCAAGCAGUUGAAGAAGUGCACGACGAUGGUUCACCUACCUCCAAAACCUUCGAGCACAUUCCAAGCGAAAUUGGAGCCGAAGAAGCGGAAGAGGUUGGAGUAGAGCACUUAUUGCGGGACAUCAAGGAUACUACAGUUGGUACCCUCAGUCAAAGAAUCACAAAUCAACUGCUUGGCUUAAAAGGUCUUCACGAACAAAUUCGGGAAAUUAGAGAUUAUCUGCUUCAGGUUGGCAAUGGGAAAUUACCUAUAAAUCAUCAAAUUGUUUACCAGCUUCAGGACAUCUUUAAUUUAUUACCGGACAUGACUCAAAGUAGCUUCGUCGAUUCGUUAUAUGUAAAGACUAAUGAUCAGAUGCUGGUUGUAUAUCUAGCAGCGUUAGUUAGGUCCAUAGUGGCGUUGCACAAUUUAAUUAACAAUAAACUGACCAAUCGUGACGCUGAGAAAAAAGAAACGGACGGCAAGAAGGAUACAAAGAAGGAAGAAAAGAAGGAGGAGGAGAAGAAGGGGGAGGAGAAGGCGAAAGCUAAAAGUCAGUGAUCGGAGCAUUUCUGAGCUUGCUCAGCUGCGAGAUUGAGACUGUUAAAGUUGAGGACAAUUAAUGACUCUGUGUGUAAUAGUCAAGCCUGUUCACUAUUUGUACAGAAUUAUAUCCCCACUUAUAAAUAAUGACAGUUUAUAUAUGUAUUAGAAACGGCAAAUUGAUUCCCAAAACUGUUCUGGUAUAAUUCUGUGAGUUUUUAAUACGUUAGGCGCAAGAGAAACAAAAUCAAUGCUAACUCAACACUUCUGUAUUUUGAAUGUAAUGAAUGAUGUAGUAAAUAUAUCGGAAAAAAUUUAGGAUCUAAGACAUUUUUUACGGAAUAUUGUAAUCGUUACAAUAUUUUCAAUGUUUUAAUUAACAAUCCGUUAAUACAAACGAUAGUGUUCUACACA